GGAAGCAGUGUGAUCAGAAGAAGAAGAAGAAUUAACAUUGUUGACGUCUUGCGUAAACACACUUGGUCAAGUGUAGCUUAAUGUAGUAAAUGUUGAAGGUAAAGUGAAGUUAAGUCCGGUUCACUAGACGUUACUAGACACACACUACGCGGUGGUUGUAGAGGACUAAAGGGUGAGGUAUGAACCAGUGAGAAGGAGACAGCUGCUGGUUCCUCUAGGAGCACAAUGUUUGGUCGAGGUUCGUUGUGUAAACAUUAGUUAGAUUAUCCUUCAAGGAGUGGAUGUAGUGGUGAGGACGUGUUCAGUAGCAGUGUUUCUAGAAGUAUGACUGGUAAGAAGCAGUAGAGGGGACACAAUGGGCGCAGCGGGGAGUGAGCCCUGCAUCUACGACAAGCUGUCGGAGAGCAUCCACAUCCUCCGGCAGUCCGGCUACCGCUACGGGAUGUCCGAGGGGGAGAUCGAGAAGUUCAUCAAACAGGUCCUGGAGACCAAUGAGCCCAGGAGAGACCCUCACCAAUUCCCGGUCCUGCGAGCCACCCUGAAGUUCAUUGUGGCGGUGGGGUUUCUUCUGCUGGUGGUGCUGGCCUUCACCUACCCUCAGAGCGACCCUCAGCUGGGGCUUGCCUCCCUGGGCUGCAGCAACUGGUCAUCACCGCUCAGCCACGUCCGCUUGUUGUCUCUGCCCAUUGCCAAGAAGUACAACCUCCAAGGUUUCCAUGAGUGGUGGAGUGCUGGGACACUGCGACAGAACCUCGUCAACUGCUCGGCCUGCUCGGAGAUCUCCUCUGUGCUGGAGGUCCCAGAGACCCUAAAGGAGACGGUUGCGUUACGCAGGGGCCCGCAGCUGGUCCUACUCAAGGGCGGGCCGUCCCUGAGCCUGCAGCGGGAGCAGCUGGAGGAGCUCUACUCGGCCCACUCUGAGUCCAUGUCUGUCCUGCUGGAGGAGGACGGCGCCCACACCACCGAGGACGGCUUCCCCCAGGGCCCGGCCAACUUCACCCUGCUCUGGCGGUUCAGCUAUGCCACCAGGGAGAAGGUUCUGCGCUGGUUGUUCCCCAAGGCAGAGCUCUGCCCCCUGCUGGACAGUGCGGGCACUACUCUGCAACGCUGCCUGGUCAGCCACAGCCCCAACUCUCAGAGCAGGGGGGUCGGGGUGCUGGGGUGGCUGGUGGUGGGAGAGGGGCUGCCGUCUCUACGCGUGCUCCCAGUGCAUCGCUGUAGGAAACACUGCGGCUCAUUCCACAUCUGGCUCCAGCCUGGGAACAUCGUGUAUGCUGAUCCACGCUACUGGCAGAUGGAGCUCUUUCCAGGGAGCGGACAGAACAUAGUCUGUGAUGGUUCUGCUUUCUAAGGUGUGCGUCCGGGGGGCGUCUCCCAGGCUUUCAUACUGAAGCUCUCUCACCGACUCUACUAUUCAAUCUGCGAUGUUUUCUUCAGACCUUUGUUCAUCAUAAGCACUUCACUGUUCCAAGAAGUACGUUCAAAAUAUAUUUUGAACAUGUGAUUGUAUAUAAUUGUAAAUAAUAAUUUUAAUUUAGGACAUUACCCGAGCACAGAAAUUAGAUAUGUGCUUUGAUGUUUAAAUAAAGCUUUGAAUGGUU
This is a messenger RNA of Gadus morhua (Atlantic cod), 1601 nucleotides long. It is a transcript of the gene c13h6orf89, whose product is annotated as chromosome 13 C6orf89 homolog. Bases 356 to 1351 code for a protein of 331 amino acids. The record is from RefSeq and is a predicted model, not a curated record. Lineage: Eukaryota; Metazoa; Chordata; Actinopteri; Gadiformes; Gadidae. Gene Ontology annotation, cellular component: nucleolus; Golgi membrane. The transcript has 7 exons.